UUAUUCUUUUCAUUUUUUGUUUGUUUUGUGUGCUUAAUGAUCACGAAGAAAAAACCUAUAUAAGAAGUGGGUUGAUAAGGGGCCAAAGUUCAUAGUUGUUGUGGUGACAACUUGGAAGGAUGAGAGCGAGAGUGAUAGUGUUUCCUGUUAGAGGGAGGAACUGGUGCUUCAGCAGAUCCAUUCAGCCUCUGGUUUCAGACUCUGCCUCUCAUAUUCCUUCAACUCUCAAAGACCUCUGGAAAAAGCUCUCCUUCUCUUCCAAAACCAAUGCCAAUGCCAAUGCCAACCCUUUUGCUGCCAACGCUGAGCUCGUCGUUGAUUUUGUCUCUACCAAGAUGAACAAUGCCUGGAUGGGGCUGGAGAAGGCGCCUCAGGGAACUUUUAAAAACAAGCUUCAUGGGUUGGGAUUGAAGCUGUUAGCUCGCGUUAAGCCUUCUGAGAUUUUCCUGAAAUCAAUCUCUAAUGAGGUCACGGGUGUUGAAGUUACAUACCCUUCAAGCUUAAAUGCACGGCUUGUCCGUAGGAGGGUACGACAUAUAGCUAUGAGGGGAUCUAUCAUACACAAAAAGUACUUAUAUGGUUCGCUUACGUUGCUUCCUCUGACAUCUGCAUUUACUGUUUUGCCUUUGCCUAACAUUCCCUUCUUUUGGUGUUUAUUCCGUACUUACUCUCAUUGGCGAGCUCUACAGGGAAGCGUGAAGCUCCUUCAGCUAGUCUCAGAUAGCCAUGACACUCCCAAUUCUACUAUCAAUGGAAAUGAAACUGAGCACAUUAAAUCUCAGCACGGACGCAAAAAGAUACAUGAUUCUCUAUGGGUUUUGCAGCCGUCUAAAGAACUUGAGGAACUUCUUCAUCAUGGAGAUGAGCAAGACGGUCUGAAAAAACCCGCUAUAUUAGAUAUCUGCAAAACCUUUGAAUUGAACACUAAUGAUGUUCUGAAAUACAGAGAUUCAAUGUAGUUACAUAUUUGUUUUCCAUAUGCAAUGUAGCAUCACAUUCGCUAGUGAAAAGCAAUUUCAUCUUCUUCUCUUUUUCUUUAUUUGUUGGAAUAAUUGGGCAAUGCCAGAGGAAAAUUUUGAAUUAUGAUGACCCAGAAUUUUUACUGUGAA
Prunus avium (sweet cherry) is the source of this 1109-nucleotide messenger RNA. Lineage: Eukaryota; Viridiplantae; Streptophyta; Magnoliopsida; Rosales; Rosaceae. The record is from RefSeq and is a predicted model, not a curated record.